GGCGGGCAGUGGCGGGCGCGGGCCGGGGCUCGGCGCGGGGCGGCUCCGGCGGCGGCCGUGAGGGGCGGCGGGGAACCGCCCUGGCGGGGGACCGAGCGCUGGGAGAGCUGCGAGGGACACGCGGCUCCCGCUGAGCCGGUGGCGACAACUGGCGCGAAGAGGUUUGAACGAGAAGGCGGGGCCGUAAAAGCAGCCGUGAGCGUUUGCGCCCCGCUGCCAGUGCCUCCCGUGGGCCGAGGCCGCCGCCGUUCCCGCCAGGUUUGGUACGGCGCUAUGGGAAACGCACAGGCGGAAGAUGAAGUAGCGCUCUUUGAACGAGAUAUGAAAGAGUUUUGGAUCCAGUUUAAAAUCAGUUAUGGCACUGAACAGAACAAUCAGACGUCAGCGCUGAGAGAUUUGUGCAAGGAGACUUUAGAAGCUCUUUCAGAGAAAUGGUCCAAGAAGCUGAAAGAAGAGGAUGUGAUGAUUGACAAAAUUCACGAGUAUAACAAUGAGAUUCUCCAGCAGAGCAAAUAUGUAGCAGAAAAGGAAGAGGAGUUGACAGAAAUAAAAUCAAAGCUAAGUCAAGAACAAGAGCAGCAGAAGAACUUGACUGACAGCAUCCAAGAGCUUAAAGAAGAGUUGAUGAAGAAAAUGGAAAUAAAAGCUUCUAAAAAUAAAGCUGCCAAGGAGAAAAUGGAACAAGUGAGCAAGAUUAAAACACUGUUUAAAGAGCAUCUUGCACUGGAGAUGCGCAGAAUUCCAGACGAGCAAUUACAGUUUAUAUUCAGACACAUUGACCACAAAGAUCCUGAUAAGCCAUACACGUGUACCAUUUCCAUAAAUGAACAAGGGGACUAUGAAGUGACUUCCUGUACUCCUCCUCUGGACUGUAUUGCAGAGUUACAGCUUAAACUGAGAGAAACUAACAAUUUUUCUGCAUUUGUUGCCAACAUCAGAAAAGCUUUCACUGCUUUAUCAUACAAACAGUCUGCAUGAAGGUGGUUUGUACCUCUCCUGGCUGUAGAGCACCCUUACUCCCUUCCUGUUGCUGAAAUGGUGUAUUUAUCCAUGUCUGACUCCUAAUUUCUAAAUAAAGAUAAUGAAAGCAGUA
This is a messenger RNA of Passer domesticus (house sparrow), 1093 nucleotides long. RefSeq names its product SPC25 component of NDC80 kinetochore complex (gene SPC25). NCBI's taxonomy places the organism in Eukaryota, Metazoa, Chordata, Aves, Passeriformes, Passeridae. The transcript has 6 exons. Gene Ontology annotation, cellular component: Ndc80 complex. The record is from RefSeq and is a predicted model, not a curated record. Gene Ontology annotation, biological process: chromosome segregation. The coding region runs from base 274 to 978 and encodes 234 amino acids.